Molecule: messenger RNA, 2422 nt
Organism: Olea europaea var. sylvestris
Lineage: Eukaryota; Viridiplantae; Streptophyta; Magnoliopsida; Lamiales; Oleaceae
Product: ferric reduction oxidase 2
Exons: 8
Coding region: 40-2169 (709 amino acids)
Cellular component (GO): plasma membrane
Molecular function (GO): oxidoreductase activity
Source: RefSeq, a predicted model, not a curated record
GUUCUCUCUCUCUAAAAGUUGGAAACAUCAGAGAAAGAGAUGGAUGCACAACCACCUUCUCACGGCGGAAACAGCCCCUUCAAGGCGGCGAUACUGGCUUUAGUGAUGGUCGUGCUCGCUGGACAUCUCUUGAUAUGGGUCAUGAUGCCUACAAAAGUUUAUAGACAACAUUGGUUGCCGGACAUUCGACUAAAAUCCAGCCCCACCUAUUUUGGAGCAUCUGGAGUAACAUUUUUGAUCUUCAUGUUCCCUAUUCUAUUCAUGGCUGUCAUGGGCUGUGUAUAUCUCCAUUUAGCACAGAAAUCAAGGGAUAAUCAUUUAAAAGGGAAUGGAAAGCACAGAUUGGCUAUAUUGCGGAGGCCUGUAAUAAUGAAAGGACUUGGAGUGGUAUCAAGGAUUGAACUGGCUUUCUUUCUCAUGUUCAUAGCACUUCUUGUUUGGUCUUUUGCUACGUAUUUGCGUAUUGGCUUUGCUACUAUCACACCUCAGUCAGCUGCAAAUAGUGGGGAGAAAGUGUGGGAAGUGAAGUUGGAGACUGCAGCUCUCCGACUAGGUCUAAUCGGUAACGUAUGUCUGAGUUUUCUCUUCUUUCCGGUGACUCGUGGCUCAUCGUUGCUACCACUUUUUGGUCUCACCUCCGAGGCUAGUGUCAAGUACCAUAUUUGGCUAGGCCAUAUUGUCAUGACACUCUUCACUGCUCAUGGUUUAUCCUACAUUAUCUACUGGGCUGUUACACACAAUAUAUCAGAGAUGCUGAAAUGGGAUAAUACAGGAGUUUCCCAUGUGGCUGGAGAGUUGGCUUUACUAUCUGGAUUAGUGUUAUGGGCUACAACAUACCCUAAGAUAAGGAGAAAAAUGUUUGAGCUCUUCUUUUACACUCAUCAUUUGUACAUUCUCUUCGUCUUCUUCUUUGUGCUUCAUGUUGGCAUUAGUUAUGCCUUCGUUAUGCUUCCGGGUUUCUAUCUUUUCAUGAUCGAUCGAUACCUGAGAUUCUUACAAUCCCGGCAAAGUGUACGCUUGGUCUCUGCCCGUAUUUUGACUUGUGAGACGAUUGAGCUCAACUUCUCAAAAAGCACAGGGCUGAUUUACCCUCCAACAAGCGUCUUGUUUAUGAAUGUGCCUAGCAUUUCUAAGCUGCAAUGGCAUCCCUUUACAAUUAGUUCCAACAGUAACUUGGAAGCUGAGAAGCUGAGUGUUAUCAUCAAAGGUGAAGGAAGUUGGUCCAACAAACUCUACCAAUUGCUAUCAUCACCUUCUUCUGUUGAAAGGCUUGAUGUUUCUAUUGAAGGGCCUUAUGGGCCUACUUCGACGAAUUUUCUAAGGCAUGACUUACUAGUGAUGGUGAGUGGAGGCAGUGGCCUAACCCCUUUUAUCUCUAUCAUCAGGGAGCUCAUUUAUGCAAGUGAAACACUGAAAUCCAAAACCCCAGAAAUUCUUCUAAUCAGUUCAUUCAAGAACUCUUCAGACCUUACCAUGUUAGACCUCAUUCUCCCAAUAUCUGGUGCCCCAUCACAACUUUCCAAUCUCUCUGUCCAAAUUGAGGCAUUUGUAACAAGAGAAAAACAACCCACAGCACAACAAAAGAAGAAUAUUCAGACAUUGUGGUUCAAACCUAGUCCAUCAGAUGCAGCCAUCACUCCAAUCUUAGGCCGAAACAGUUGGCUCUGUCUUGGUUCUAUAAUCUCGUCGUCAUUCAUCAUAUACCUUAUUUUCAUCGGGAUUUUGACCAGAUACUACAUUUUCCCGAUCGAUCAUAAUACAAAUAAGAUCUAUUCGUCUGCUAAGAAAUCUGAGCUGAACAUACUAUUCAUAUGUGUAUGUAUAAUCAUCACAGCCACUACAGCCUUUCUUUGGAACAAAAGUAAAAAUGCAAAGGAAAGUAUACAGAUUCAGAACAUGGAAGGAGCAUCUCCAACAGCAUCACCAAACUCAUUGAUUUAUAAUGCAGAUAGAGAACUUGAAAGCUCCCCCCAACAGGCAUUUCUUCAGACAGUUAAUGUGCAUUAUGGUGAAAGGCCAGACCUCAAGAGAAUUUUGUUUGAGCGCAAAGAAUCAAGUGUUGGUGUUCUUGUUUGUGGACCUAAGAAAAUGAGACACGAGGUUGCAAAUAUAUGUUCAUCUGGUUUGGCAGCUAAUCUUCAUUUUGAAUCCAUCAGCUUCAGUUGGUGACGAAUAAGCAGAUGCCACAGAAAAGGGGUUUCAAAUUCAAAUUAUCUCGUUCUAUAUCAGUGAAUACAUUGUUAUAUUUUCUUGCAUUUUUGUCCUUUCAUCUUUCUUCUGGUUGGCUGAGCUUUUGACAUAUGACUGUAAGUGGGAAGAUGGAGAUACCCCCCCCAUGUGUGAAUAAUAUGAUUUCUGUUUGUUGAAUAAACUAUAAUGGUCCUUUUUGUGCAUAGAAAAUCACCACCGAUGAUCCUUAUUA